AGUUGAGAUGACCAGGAUACCUAAUUACACUCCCUCUUCUCAACGGGCCAUUCGCUGUCCGACCGAUGAUCAGAAAUUCGACCUUUCAUUCGCUGCAAUUCAUCUUAUUUUCUUUUAACAACGGGCGUAAAUUGAUAUCUGUAUGAAUCUAUUCCUCAAAUCGAAUCGAUAAUGGUUGGACGAAAGGUAUUCAAAACGAGGAUAUGCGUUCUAUAUACAAAAGGCCGUUGUCAUCGCCAGUCCUGUUCUUUUGCACACGGUGACGCUGAGCUCCGUCGCUAUAAUAAUAGUUCUUCAUCAUCCUCCUUUAAUAAUAAUGCGAGGCGGGACCACCGUGCUGGUGAUUUAAGAGAUAAGUUAGGAAGACAGUGGUCCCCACCUCGGAGAAACUCUCUUGAAAGAGACUCAAGAGAUCCACUCCCGUCUCCAAGAUAUGGGAAAAGGAGUGAUUGGGGUCAUAGAAAAAGACAGCACUUUGAUGGCGAAAAUGAUUAUUCCGGAAGCUUGAGAUUAGCCGAUGGAGUUGAACGGCAUGCCCGAGAUAGAAAACCUUUAUCUCCAGAAUUUGACGAUAUUCAUGAUGAGCAGUCCAUGGUGCAGUUGAAGCAAUUGCAAUCUGAAAUUGACAUGCUAGAAGAUCACAAGCAGCAACUACAGAUCUAUUUGGAAGAAAGUACUCAAGAAGCAGAAAGUCUAAAUUCCAAAAUUGAAGAGCUUGAGAUGCAAUUAUCCACCGAGAAAGAUGAAUGCAAGAGAAUUUCUUCCAAAAUUAGGAAGUUUGUCAAGGCUAAUAACCGCCAUACAAGGCUGCAAGAGGAACUAAAGAGGUCGCAAUCUCGUCUUCAAAGGCUUGGGGAUCAACUUGGUUCAGAUGCUAGAGUUGCUGCUAAUGAAGAUGAUACCAACAUUAGUAUAUUAAGUGAUGAAGAAACUAUGGGCAAUCUCUUAAUGAGCCCCAAAAUUCACAAGGCUUCACCAACGAAGAAUGAGACGUUUGGUAAUCGUUUAGUGGUCCCACGGAAGGAUGAAUAUAAUGCUUCUCCAAGCAAGAAAAGGAUGAGGGCUCACAUCGUAGAAGCUGACGAAAGAUCAAAACAAGGUUCUGCUACAGGAGAACGGGCAAGUUUUGGAAAUAUGAGAUCUGAAAGGCAUUCUAGAUGGGUCCCACACCUUGCUGAAACAAAAAAUACGGAGAAUAACGGAACAAGCAGCACUAAGCCUUUGGGCAGCGAUGGCAAGCGCAAGCCGAUAAGAAGAAAUAGCAAUUUCAGCACCUCUCCUUCCGGAAACAGGUAUAAGGAUCUGAAGGCAACUAGAAUGGCUGCAAAUGCGCUGGAUGAAGUUGUUGAAGUGGAUGAAUUGAAUGAAAAACUUGAAGCACAAGAUACCUCUACUAGAGUUGAGGGUGGCUCUACUACACGCGAAAUUACAGCUUUGCCACCUCCACCGCCUCCUCCGAUUGCCUCCAAUGCUUACUUACAGUACAAGGGGGAAAAUGAGACUCUGGAUGCGGUUAACGAUAUUGACGAGGACGAGAUGCUGGAUGUUGACAUAGAUUGACUCUUAUUAGCUCAGAAAUACAGAAUGCAUAGUCGCCCUAGUUUUUUGCAGUAUGUGUAACAGUAUUUUGAUAUGCUUUCGUGUUUCUAAUACCCGGUAACAAGUAAGGGUUAUGCACUUUUAGGCUUUGGCAGGGACUUCUGUAGCAAUAGAGUAUGCGUGUGAUUA
Messenger RNA from Helianthus annuus (common sunflower), 1728 nucleotides. RefSeq names its product zinc finger CCCH domain-containing protein 13. The record is from RefSeq and is a predicted model, not a curated record. The coding region runs from base 172 to 1560 and encodes 462 amino acids. Lineage: Eukaryota; Viridiplantae; Streptophyta; Magnoliopsida; Asterales; Asteraceae. Gene Ontology annotation, molecular function: metal ion binding. The transcript is spliced from 10 exons.